Messenger RNA from Pecten maximus, 2105 nucleotides. Its product is annotated as bestrophin-4-like. The record is from RefSeq and is a predicted model, not a curated record. Gene Ontology annotation, molecular function: chloride channel activity. Lineage: Eukaryota; Metazoa; Mollusca; Bivalvia; Pectinida; Pectinidae.
CAGCUAGCCGACUUCCGUGAUAAGUGUUCCCUCUGCUUUGUGUACGAUUGGAUCACCAUUCCUCUAGUCUAUACACAGGUGGUCACUUGGUCAGUCUACAUGUUUUUUGCGGCGUGUCUCAUUGGGCGACAAUUUCUAGACACGAAUCAAAACUACCCCGGCCACGACCUCGAUCUGUACGUGCCUGUCUUUACUCUCAUGCAGUUUUUCUUCUACAUGGGCUGGUUAAAGGUAGCGGAACAGUUGAUCAACCCAUUCGGGGAGGACGACGACGAUUUUGACAUCAACUGGUUAUUGGACCGACAUACAGCGGUGGCGAUGACCCUAGUCGACUAUAUGUACGGUAAACACCCGGCCCUGAUGAAGGACAUGCAUUUUGGCGAGGUAAUGACAGAACUCCCAUACACCGAGGCGUUCUUAGCAUCAAGGAAACCAGUCUUCCUCGGCUCAACUUACAACCUCACUGUACCAACAUUACAGGAACAGCGGAUUAUAUCUCCGGAAGAGGUUUUUAUGACAUCACAGCCAAGGCGACGAACGUCACAUGGAAGUUACUUCGCUGGCUCUAUGCUGAGUCUGCUAACCGGGAGGUCGUCUUCCCAGGCAAGAUCUCAGCUAUACAUGCCCCAGGACUAUACAGACUAUCGACAUUUACCCAAUGGCCACGCGGACCAUUUUAAUGGCCAUCUACAUCAGGAUAGGUUUGUUUCGGUCGAUAUGGGCCUUCGUAAUAAAGUUAAAGGGCAGGGAGAAUUUUCAUCGUGGUCCUCGGAUUCGGAACUGCGCAAAGGAAAUAGACUGGAGAGUCACUUUGGAAGAGCAAGAUCUCAUACAGACGCAAAUGAACGAGAUCUAGAAAAAGACUUGAGAAAAGAACGUCAUCGGAAAGUAAGUUUUCCAUUGAGUUUACUGAGAAGACUUCGUUCGCAUUCCGAAAAAUCUAGCCCCGGGAGUUCUAAAAGUGUCCAAUAUGAUCAUGAGCAUGAUACCACACCGGAGUAUGUACCCUUACGACGUGCUACUAUAAUACAGGAAGCCAAUAAACGUGUCAAACCGAACGUCGACCGAAACACGGAAAAUGAGUUACCCUCUUGGGAUGUUAAAACGAAAACAUAGUGAUUCAUCAGAAGGAGGAGAAUCAGAAGACUCUGUUCCAGCAGACAUUGUAAUGCAACAAACCAAACCAUCACGUCGCCGUACUGUCCAGUUUGAUCCACUAACCUACUUCAGCAACGAUCCAUCCAUGCCUUCGCGUGUUCUUCUUCGGCCUUAUACUCGUUCUCAGAAGCGAGCAAGGGAUCUAGAGGGGUAAUUCCUUACUCACAAUGGCGAGCAAGGAGUAACAGAUAUAUUACUCCUGAGGGGUAACGAACGACGCUUCUGUAAUUAUUUGUUAUUGUUGGUGGAGGGCUGAUAAUAGGCUGGUGAUAAGGUGGUGCUAUAAGAAUGGUUAUGACGGUAUAGUUGUUGGAAAAGAGCGGACACGGGAUCAUGGUGAUGAUGGCUAACUAUGUGUACAAUAUUGGACCAAAAGCCUCCUGAAUAAGGGGUCAUAUUGGUAUCACUGCAAACACCAAAUCAUCUAUCUGAAAUACUUUGAAAAGUAAAAACGUGAAAAUGGUCACACAUUGAAAUGUCUACAUUAUGUAUUGUUUAGCGUGUUCAUUUCUAUUACUUUCUUUACUUAGUUUUACUGUAGAACACGUGCCGGACGGAUAUGACAUAGAAGAAACAACCCAUCGAAGAAACGCUCAGAUUAUUGAGAAAGCGAUGACGGGGAAAGCUGUGUCUCGUGCACCGUUGCUGUCCGCCAUUGAGGAAGGCGGCACGAUAACGAGUCUGACCCAGAUUCUGUCCAGCGACGAUGAGGAGGAAGCUGGAGAGUCGGGCAGGAUGGAACUUAUUCCGGAGAUUUAUGAGGAACAACAGCCAGACAUGAAACAUGAAAGCGAGGCAGCAGUUCCUGCUGAAUGUCCAAGUAUCAUCAUACCCACCGUUACCAUAGACGAUUACUCUUAAACGUACAUUAACCAUUGUAUAUCUCGUAGAUUAUGGAUUUGCUUGUUUACAACUGUUUUAUGUUAAUAAAUCAUUUUUUGAAAGAA